AUGAGGUUGGGGAUCGAAAGGCAGCACCGUGCCUGGUCUCAGGCUGAGGAGAAGCUUCCCGUAGUGAGAAAAAAUGAUGAAUACAUUCAUUCACAUGAAAUGGUGUCCCACCUACCUCUGCAGAUGCUGCUCUACUUCAAUACCUACUAUUUUCCUUCCUGGUGGAUUUCUGAAGUUCUUAUGCUGGAGUUAAAGUACUGCUGGUUACCAGGCUACUACCAAUCUCUCCUGGUCAUUGGGAUGGUCAUCAUCACUCUUACGGAGGGCCUGAGACUCUACCUUGGUUAUGUAGGGAACUUGAAGGAAAAGGUUCCAGAGCUGGCUGGAUUCUGGCUCCUCACCUUCCUGUUCCAGCUCCCCAUUCUCCUGUUCUUCCUGACGGACGAGGCUAUCAUCAUCCUUCCACUGGAGAGGGCUGUCCACGUCAUCUACCUGCUCUUCCUCCUUUCUGAGGUGCUUGCAGCUUUCCUUGCACUCAGGGUGAUGACCUGGAAACUUACCCUGCAGUUCCACCUCAGUCAAUUCGAAGACACGGACAAAACCCUAGACAUCAACCAGUUGGUCCCCAUCCCACCAGGCAGAAGCAUAUUCCCCUGGACCAGAAAUAUUCAUGUUUAUUGA
This is a messenger RNA of Acipenser ruthenus (sterlet), 621 nucleotides long. RefSeq names its product transmembrane protein 17A-like. NCBI's taxonomy places the organism in Eukaryota, Metazoa, Chordata, Actinopteri, Acipenseriformes, Acipenseridae. Gene Ontology annotation, biological process: non-motile cilium assembly. Gene Ontology annotation, cellular component: ciliary transition zone. The coding region runs from base 1 to 621 and encodes 206 amino acids. The transcript has 4 exons. The record is from RefSeq and is a predicted model, not a curated record.